AUGGGAGACUUUGCUCAGUCGACCAGUGUGGUCGAUAGUCUACGCUCCAUAAUCAAUCAAUACCCUCACGGCGUUGGCACGUUCAGGGAGUUGCUCCAAAACUCGGACGACGCUGGCGCAAGCGAACAGGUCUUCGUCUUGGACCGACGCGUUCACCCGGCUGGAACGGGCUUCGAUGCUGGACCGGCCUUUCUCGCUUACAACAAUGCUCUAGUGACGGACAACGACUGGGUUGGAUUACAGAAGAUCAACAGCUCGCCAAAGAGAAUGGAUACUGAGAAGACUGGGAAGUACGGCUUGGGAUUCCGCUCGACCUUUCAUAUAACGGACACACCGGAGAUCUUGUCUGGUCGUUAUUUGGCGACCUUCGACCCGCUGAAGCGCAUACUGGCGACAGAAGGGACCAGACGCGACUUCAUUGGAGAUGCAACAUUGGCUCCUCACCUCAAUGUCUUCCGCGCUGCGCUCGAUUCGACUCACGAUGACUUCUCGAAACCUCUGGAUACCACCAUUAUUCGCCUACCUUUGAGGACUGAUCCUUACAGCGAGCUCGCGCCACGCGUCGUCACAUCUCACGAGAUCCAUGGCCUCCUGGAGGAGUUCAUCCGCGAAGAGAUUGGCACUGUCAUGCUUUUCCUACGCCACCUCUCGUCAAUCGUUGUGAAGGAAGUUGAUGAACGCGGCGUCGCCACUGUCCUUGCUACAGCCACGCUUCAGCGAUCCAACUCAAUGGUCGCCCACGACGCGCGGGGACACGAGAUCGAGGUCGAAGUCGUACCCCAAGGCGUUCAGCGGCGCACGACGAGGUGGCUUGUCGUCAGCCGCUCGGACGACCUGACGCCCUACGCUGCGGAGGUCUCUCGAAGGGUGGGAAAUGAUGUCGCCACAAUGCUUACGCGCGAGAAGCUUGUGCCCGACAUCGCGCUUGCUGUUCCUAUCGCCGGUGGCGAGCAUGUACAACAACACCUGGGCCGGCUUUACACUUUCUUGCCCUUGCCUAUCACAACGGGGUUCCCGUGCCUCAUCAACGCUUCCUUCUCGCUUACCCCGGAUCGACAAUCGCUGCGUAAUGCGGAGGAGCACGCGGCAGAGGGAUCAAGUCACCAUGUCCUCGUUGAGUGGAACAAGCUUUUAUUUUCAAAGGCAUUGCCCACAGCUUGGGCGGCGUUGCUGAGCAUGGGCGCGGACCGUGGGAUGGACGUCUACUCGUUAUGGCCGGGCUCCUACUCUGCCGAGGCUCACGGACAAGCCGUCUACUGGAACAAGGUACCUGUGAUACUUGCGACGGAGGUGCAUGAACGUGCACUCCCCAUUUGGCCACGCCUUCUCCCCAACUCUACCACGCCGGCGAAGAUUGCCCUAUCCGCCGAGGUUCUCGUUGUCGACGAACUAGCGGCCGGGCUACAUCUCACCGUCUUCUCUGAAGUUGGCGUGAAAGUCUGUCGGAUCCCCGCUCGCAUACAGUACAUCCUCGCUGCUGCUCGCUGCCCUGUCACAGUGUUGUCGCCGUCGUCUGCGCAUCCCAUCCUCUCGUCGCAUAUAGCUUCGAUCGAGGCGCUUCCCCGUACUACAGAGGGUGACAUAUUUCGGGGCGCGAUCAUCGACUAUCAGCUCCUGGCGCUCUCCCUUCAGUAUAUCGUCAAUCUCCCACUCAUAGUUGCCGGCGACACGUACAUCGCCCUUGAGCGCUCCUCGACAGUAGCGUGCUUCAUCUUCGGCGAUGCGCAGGCCCAGCUCUUCCGGGGUGUUGUCGCGCUACAUUCCCGCGUGAGCGACAUCCCCUCGCCGCUACUGCAACUUCUUCACAAGAAUGGCCCUUGGAACAUUGCACGACCUGGCGCUGCUGAUAUAAAAGCCUUCGUCGAGCGCGUCAUUGCCCAGAAUGCGCCUAAUCUGGUUACAUGGAGCGGCCAGUUCUGGAGUUGGUUGUCGUCCCUUCCUCAACACGACCGCACGGAGCACUUCAAUGCAGUCUGGAACACCCCGAUUCUGCCGACAUCGAAUGGCGUAUGGCAAGCACCCAGCGCUGGCGUCUAUCCUGUUACGCCUGAAGUUGAACGUACUGAGCUACGGGGUCUCCUAGAAGGUUGUGGGUUAGCCUUCCUUCAUCCAAGCAUUCAGCCUGGCACUCUCAGUCCCUUCAAUUGCCUUUGGUCUAUACGGAACGCCAAGGAUCUGAUCAACCAACUCGCACGGAGACCGAACGUACUCAGCGCAGCGUCGGAUGAUGCUCUUGAGCAAUUACACACCAUGCUCGGAGAUGUCCUAGCUACGUACCGGUUCUCGCACCCGGUCUCGAACGCGUUGCGCGGCCUCCCCAUCUUCCCUGCACUCUCUACUGGGCUUGCCGUCGAUCAUACAUCCAGACAAGCCAUCGCCGGCAAUGCCCAGAUCUACGUGGUCCAGGAUGAUAUCCCUCUGCCUGACAUCGCGAGGGUGUGCUUCUUACCCAAGACACUCCCUCGCGCCCUCAUUCGGGCUUUGAAUGCGGAUGAUACGCCCCUUUCAAUUGCCAGCGUGCUUGUACUUGCCUUGGACAACUUCGACGCGCAGACGCCCGACGUGCAGGCAGCGUUCGUCAAGCGCAUCUGCGAAGACGCAGAAUCCUUGCCGCGUCUCAUGACAACCAAGUUGAGCUCCUUGCGCUUCGUGCUGGUCGCGAAUGGGCGGACCUAUGCACGACCAGGCGAUGUGAUCGAUCCGAACUCGAAGAUCAACGGCCUACUUGAGUCGAGCAGUGAACGCGUUGCAUUCACGACCACUAUCGCGGGGCGCGACAUGAUCGGCAGCCUCUCACAGCUCGGCCUCCUCACCAAGUCCCUCACUCCCGCCAUUGCGUGCGAGUGCAUCGCGCGUAUCUCCUCUUCCGCCGAUUCCGUCCUUGCAGCACGGCUCUUCUCCUUGAUGAACGUCACGCAUUUCGACGCGUCCUCUCUUGGGUUCGACCCGGCAGCCCGAUGGAUUCCUUGUGAAGAUGGACGGUUAUAUGCCGUUGGUGAAUGUCGAGAUGACAGUCGGGAGAUGCUGCAAGGGCGUGCGCUCUUCGACCGCGUGCUCUCCGUCGCCACCACUACCGUCGUAUCCCCAUCUCUUCGCCGGUGCUUCGGCUGGGAUGUUGCGAUCCCGCUCCACGUGCUGAAGCGCCAAUUCGCCGCGUGUGUCGCAGAGGAACCUACUCAGCCGGCAGUUCUACAAGUUUUGGUUCAGGCUCUGGCAUCUAGAUCCCUCGCCAGUGGAGAUCUGCGAGAGUUACAGUCUGCAUCGGUCGGUAGGCACUGGGUGCCUGUGGACAAUGAUGAAUGUUCCUCGACGCCAUUCGCCGUAUUUGAACUCCACGGUCCACUCUCGCCCUUCCGUAAGAUCCAAUCACGGUCAAAACUAGUGCGCUCCUUCCUACAAAAGAUGGGGUGCUCUGAGAGGCCACAGCUAGGGGCUAUCUUACAGGUGCUGCAAAUGCUGCAUACUUCGGAGACCGCCUUCAAACCCAGUCAUGUCGUUGCCCUCUUGCAAGCCUUGGACGUGAAGAGUCUCGAUUCGCAAACCACAUCGUGUCUCCCCAUACCUACCGACGGCGGCGAACUCCAUGCUUGCUCUGAAGUCUAUUACAACGAUCUUGGGUCGCGCGCCUACCUCGUCCAGCUGCCCAAUGCCGCCCAUCGUGCUCAUGCUUGCGUCACUCUCGACCUCGCUCACUCUCUGGCGAUGAAGGACCUGUCAUCGUUGGGGAUGGAGGACGAUGAUGAGGAAGAUAUGGGCGAGGCUUUGUCGACACGCAUUGCCAACGUCCUUCGCCAAUAUAAUCAAGAUCAAAUGCCAACAGAGUUCUUGGCCAAUGCUGUCGAUGCGGGCGCUUCGGCCGUCUCUUUCAUGAUUGACGAGGUCGACUUCUCGGACGCGGCGGAUCGACUCAUCGUGCCUUCUUUAGCACAGCUUCAGGCGCCAGGCGCCCUGGUGAUCCACAACGACGCUUGUUUUUCCGACAACGACUGGAAGGGCAUUAGACGCGUAGGGCAGGGUAGUAAACGCAAUCAGCCUGGUAACAUAGGCAGAUUCGGUCUUGGCGCACUUGCCGCGUACCACUUUUCGGAGGCUACGAUGAUCAUAUCCGGCGAGUACUUCCUCUUGCUGGAUCCCUCAAGGCGCUUCCUAGGGAGACGCGCUUCGCGUCGCGUCAAGCUUCGUGAUAUGAGAAUUUUGUUCCCCGACCAGCUCGUGCCUUUCGUUGGACUGCAUGGGUUCGAGGCAGAUACCGUCGAUUACCAUGGCACCCUAUUCAGGCUUCCGCUGCGCUCGCGCGUCCAGGCUCAGACAAGCGAACUUUCUACGAACAUCAUGAGCGUAGAAGCUGCUUAUGACUUGCUCGUACGACAAGAGACUCGCGUCAAGCUCGCCGUGCUCUUCAAUGCCCGGUUAAACGAUAUGACUGCCGCUGUGCGCUCUUCGCACCAAUCCGGAACCUUGAAGGUUGGGCGUAUCUGGCAUCUUCACGUCUCAAGAGACAUCAUUGAUUCCGACGAUCACACAUUACCGAGCGCUGGGCACUCCGAAGUCACGAUAACGUCCACUUUAAACGGCACCGCGGAGACAUGGAGAAUAGGACUACAUCCAUUUUCCAAAAGCCUCGUACCGAAUUCGUUCCAUCCGCUGUUCGAGAAGUACUUGCUACCUGACACGCUAUCUGUUGGCGUCGCGUUGCCGAGGCAGGCACAAGCUCCUUCACAAGCAUGCUCCCUCUUCUCACACCUCCCCCUUCCCAUCACGACAACCCUCUCCUUCCAUGUUCACGCAUCGUUCAUCUUGGCCGAAGAUCGACGCAGCAUACGCUUGGACGACACUUCUUUCGCGAACUCCGAGUCCGCCUACAACCGAUAUCUCCUCUCCUCUCUGGUCCCGAACUUGUAUCUGUCGGUCCUUCAUCAUUGGCCCACGUCAAGCCGAGCUGGAGACUCGCUGGCAAGCAGCCGCUUCUGGCCGUCACCACACGGCGAUAGGAUCUCUCAGCUCAUCGUUGACCCUCUCUACAGGACGGCCGGCGAGGACAGUCGUGCCAUCUGCGAGAGCGUGACGGGCGCGCGAGUCGCGCCGUCCGACGCGAUCUUCACCGGUGGGCUGCAUGGGGAAGUCGUUCGGGGCUUAGAGCUCCUCCAACCGCCGAACCUCGUCACCAAACCAGCCACUGCCCUCGAACGCACGUCUAUAAGGCGUCUGGAUGCGGGCACUGCUCGUGUGUACGUGUCGCAAUCCGAGAGUCGGCUCUCCCAACUAUACGCCGAGGGGCAGAUCACCAUUCCGCAACUACUUGCUCUAAUCCGCUUCAUAUUGGGCAACGAUCAGUUUGGAGGCAGUCUGAAUGAUCUCCGCCUUCUUCCCCUCGCCGACGGCUCUCUCGUGCAGUUCCGUCAGCAACCAAAGUGGGGCUCCCAAUCUUUGGACGAUGCCGUGUUCAUGCUGCCUAGCAACGCUUCGUCUGCUCGUGAGAGACUUUUCGCAGCGUCACGCUUCGUGCACCCUGACGCCAGCGAUGAGCUCCGGUUGGCCCUUCCGCAUAGCAUCUUGCAAGUCAAGCCUUUCAAUGACGACGCACUCGCAUACUUAGUAGGACUAUGGCUCCAGCCAGCGCCCGAGGCCAUCUUAACCGAACAAACAUCUCGCUGGGUACACAACUUGUGGACCCUCUUCUCGUCCCUUCAUUCGCAGGUAGAGCUGCACAAGGAUCUACGUGUCCUGCCACUAGUAUCCGUUUCAGGUCAACAACACCGGCACAUAUCUGUCGCAAGCUGUGGCGGAACCAGCACGCUGCUCGCUACCUCAUCCACCCCGCCCAACGUGGUUGAUGCGCUGUCCGCCAUGGGCGCCUCGUUCAUCGACAAGGAGCGGCUUCCCAGUGCCCUUCGCGCGCGCGAACCCGUUAGGUCCAUGACGUUCUCUUUCUCGUCUGUUCUACAGUUCUUGGAACGGCACCUUCGGAGUAUGACGGAGAUCAGUGCCGCGCAGGCGGCUGUUCUACGGGCGUGGAUCCGCGCUCAGGUCAGGUCGAGCCACAAGCUACCUCCGGAAGACAUACGCAUCGCGCUCCUGCUUCCACUCUUCCCUGUGCGCAAUAGCCAGGAGUUCGCCGCGGCCAAUAACGUCCAAAUGCUUCCGCCGGGUGUCCACAUCGAGGACGUUCUUCCCCUCACACUCUCCUCGGAUAGAAUCACGCCGUACGAUGUGAGCCUAGCCAACAUGUUCAAGAUCACGUCCAUGUCCUUCGACAUCUUGGGCCACAUGCUCUCGAACGCUCGGCGCCUUGGCCAGGUCAUCAACCGUCCUCAAGUCGUGGCUUUGGCGAACCUACUACGGACGAUCCUCAGCAUCCCAAGGGCCAUCCAGGAGAUGCGUCAGACGCUGCAGGUACCGAACACGCAUGGCGUUUAUGUGCGGCCCGACACUCUGUACUCGCGCGGUGUAGCUAUGUUUGUCUCCGCUUUCGACGUCGAGGGUCGUCGCCCAGACGUAUUCGUGCACACAUUGCUGGCCGAGUUCGAUCCGCGGCUGGACGCAUUCGGGAUGCGCGUCGUCGAGAACGCCGAUACGUUCAGGCAGUGUGCCCUGGCUAUCCAGGACGCGACCGAUGAGUCGAAAUCGGAGAGUGCGCGCGUGGUGUACGAGUACUACCGCGAUAGGUUGCCCUGGGUACGAGGCGUUCAUUGGGAACACUACGACGCUAUCAGGUUCAUUCCCCGUGCGAUAGAACGCAGGCCGAACGUUCCCGCAUUCAACGCAUACGCGCGAGAAUUUCCGGAGAUUGUGUCUCCUGGGCAGCUUCUGCGUGCCGAUCUUGCCUCCAUCGCCUGGACGCAGCGGGCGCUAUUCGAGUCGGAACCAUCUCCCAGAUUAGCAGUGGAGAACGCCGCUUUGGGAGUUCCUACAGCGGAGGAGGUGGUUGCACAUAUACGUGUACUAAGCGGUAUUCCAGGAGAUCUUGACAACCGCGCGGUAAUUGCGAAAGACGUCAAGGCGUCUUACAAGUUCCUCCAAGACCGCAUUGCCGAUCUUUCCGACGCUACGAAGCAAGAGCUCAAGCGCGGUAACCUCUUCCUCAACGUCGACAACCACCUCACCGAAUGGGCAUGGUGCUCUGCUGCGGACCUCAUCCUCAACGCGAGCGAUGACGGGCCGACAUAUAAGAGGGCGCGCGCCAGCCUCAAGAACUACUCGAAGCUCUUACGCGCGCUAGGAGUGCAUAUGCUGGAUGCUGUGAACAAGCCGACGAUACAAGUAACUGGUAUUGAAGGCGAGCUGAAGAGGCUGCGAGGAGGGUUCGAUGCGAAGCGCCGUGCGGAGAUCGGUAUUGACGUUGUCUUCAUCGACACGGACGAGGUUCCCGGAAGGCAUCCGGCUCACAAGAUAUUCCUAUCCGCGUGCGCGUCAUACUUCGACGGUCUAUUCUACCAGGCUGGUAUGCGCGAGUCCGUCGUCAAUGGCUUUGCACCGGUCGAGGUGGAGGUUCAGACUAGUGGCGGAGCUCUUCGACGUUGUCUUGACUACAUGUACACUGGCAACUUUGCACCCAUAGAACGCGAAGACCUGCAGAUCCUUCUAGACAUGCUUGCCCAGGCGGACUACUGGAGCCUCGACGACUUGAAGGCGACCGUGCAGGGCGAUCUGGUCGUUCAUCUCUCGCCGAGGGUGUACGAAGACGUUCGAGGAUAUGCUGAGAGGUACAACGCGGAUAUCUUGCUUAGGAGCUGUGACGAGUGGGAGGCGAAGAAUAGGGACGCUUUGCGACGAGGUGUGGAUAGGUCGGAAGACUGA
This is a messenger RNA of Peniophora sp. CBMAI 1063, 7797 nucleotides long. The record is from the annotation of a GenBank genome assembly. Lineage: Eukaryota; Fungi; Basidiomycota; Agaricomycetes; Russulales; Peniophoraceae.